Molecule: messenger RNA, 716 nt
Organism: Daphnia pulex (common water flea)
Lineage: Eukaryota; Metazoa; Arthropoda; Branchiopoda; Diplostraca; Daphniidae
Product: vitelline membrane outer layer protein 1 homolog
Exons: 2
Coding region: 41-616 (191 amino acids)
Source: RefSeq, a predicted model, not a curated record
AAGUCUGUCUCAUUUUUUAAUAAUCAAAUCUGCUGUCAAGAUGUUGUCUCUGCUCCGUUUAGCCUCGUUCGUCGUCGCUUGCCUGCUCCUGGCCGGCACCAGCACUAACGCCUUGAAAAUCAUUUCCGUCAACAACGGAGAAGUGCAAGGCAUUUGGGGCAAAUUGGAAGUUUGUCCGGACGGAUCGGCCGCCAUCGGUUACCAAACGCAAAACGACCAGCUGGACGUUCCGUUGCAUGACAAAACGGCCCUCAAUUCCAUCCGGCUCUUUUGCAACGACACCCAAGGCACCAACAUCACCUCCACACUCGGAGAUACGGGCAUUUGGGAGUUGAGACUCAAUUGCCCGGCAGGCGAGGCCUUGUCUUCGUUCCGUCUUCGAGUGGAGCCGUACGAUUCGGCCAAUUCCGACAACACGGCCGUCAACAGCAUCCAGUUCAACUGCACCGACGGAUCGCUGCUCAACUACAACGGAAAUACGGCCGGAAUUUGGGGCGAAUUCAGCGCCGAUCAAUGCGAGACGGGCAUUUGCGGAUUGGAAACUCUUGUCCAGCCGUUGGGUGGCAGUUUGACGGAUAACACGGCCGUCAACGACGUCGUCUUCAUUUGUUGCUGAAUAUACUUAAUAGCAUCAUUCUUAUUGAUGAUUCGUGAUCUUUAAUAUUAGGCUAUUCUAAUAAUAAAUAAUUGAUGAUGUAAUACAAAUGUUAAUGAUA